Molecule: messenger RNA, 2571 nt
Organism: Emys orbicularis (European pond turtle)
Lineage: Eukaryota; Metazoa; Chordata; Testudines; Emydidae
Gene: CAPS2
Product: calcyphosine 2
Exons: 23
Coding region: 73-2571 (832 amino acids)
Molecular function (GO): calcium ion binding
Source: RefSeq, a predicted model, not a curated record
GACUCCUUCUUCCUCCUGAAGCGGCAGCAGGACAGGGCUUCGCACCGGGUUCCGGGCGCGCUCGGCAAAGCCAUGGCGGUCUCUGCGCUGCAGCAGGGCAUGGUCUCUGUCGUGCUGCUGCUCUGCCUCUUCGUGGCGGUGCCCAGGCUGUUCGGGGGCGGAGGAGGAGCAGGGAGGGCCUUGCGGGGGGGCAAGGCUGGCCCCGGUCGCUACGAUACGACCCCCACAGGUGCCUCUGGGAGAGUUCAUCAGUCUCAUCUGAAUUCAGGAAGUUCUGAAAGUAAAACAUACCAAAGCUUUCAGCAGAUGAGGAAUGUAAUGGAAAAGGACAGGAAGAGUGAGAGAACUAGAGGCAGUGGCAAAGAUUUAGCGUUUACCCUCAUGCCCUUGUAUGCUAUUGGUGUGGGGGUGUUUGCAGCAUACAAAUUCCUGAAGAUGAAAUCUCAAGAAGGAAGUUCUUCCAAGAAAGAGAAAAAUACAGCAGAAGAUAAGGCAAAAGAAACAGAACAUCAGCUUUUGGAACUGGAGCAGCAUCUAGCACAGACAGAGAAAAUUUUAAAUUCUUUAUUGACUCAGUUAGACCCACUGUCGAACUGUGUUAAUGCUUUGGCUUGUGAACAGAAAGAUGAAAUAAUGACACAGCUCCAGUCCAUUAGACAGCUGAUGAAGGAAAGUGGAUUGGAUAAAUCAGAAAUGAAACUAAAAGUUUAUUGUGAAGUCCACAGUCAAAUUUGCAUGGAUUUGGAGGUUAAAGGAGUUGCUGCAUCUCCUAGACGGCAAGCUGAGCUGUCAUCAAGGGGGAAGAAACUUAGUCAAGGAUGGAAACCAAAUAUACAAGCAACUCAUGGCCUUCGUCCAGCUGAGGUGCCAUGCCUUGAUUUGGGCAAGCUGGGAUCUUCAGAUGAAGAGGAUGGAGAUUCUUACAUACCAUACAGUAAGAGGUUUCCUCGCAUUGGCCCUCCAGAUUCAUCUUCAACUGUUAGUUGGGGUUCACCAUUACAGACUCCUUAUGCACAGCAUCAUCAGACACAACAGAUGGCUAGAAAACAUUGUCAGAAGAAAAUGGAGCUUUCUUUGGAGCAAAAGACAAUACCGGAAAAUCUGCCAUCCCCAACAGACAAAUACAAACUAAAAUAUCAGCAGUAUGAAGCAGACAUGAAAGAGGGAUAUAAACAGUAUUCUCAGAGAACUACAGAAAAUAAAAAAAACAAUGCCCAGUCUCAGGAAUCUUCAAGAAAAACAGCAGAUAAAGAGGACCCACAGCUUGAAGACAGGACUGAUCAUGAUCUUACGGCUCUUGAUGAGAAGGCCCUCUUGCAGCAAUGCUAUACAAGCAAGCCCUAUGCAAUGCAGCACAGCAUAAGGAAGUUAGAAGCUGAGGAUGUAGCUGCAGAGAGGAGAAAGCAAACUGUAGUAGAGCAAGUGAUGGUGGAUCAGUUAUCUAGGGCUGUAAUAAGUGACCCAGAGCAAAGUACAGAUAUUGGUACUUACCAGAGAGAUUGGACCUUUGCAGGUCUUGGGACAGCACCAUUGCGCUUUAGAAAAAGAACAUUACAUGAAACAAAAAUAAGGACCAGAUCAGCAUUAACUGAAAAUGUGCUUUCUAAUAAGUUACGCUUUGAUGGCAGAAUUAUAUCAAGGAAUGGGCGUGAUGCUUGCAGAGAGCUGAUUGGAUUCUUUUUUAUGUAUGACAGAUCUCUUACUGUAUAUGAAUAUCGACAGUUUGGAAAAAAUAGAACAAAUGCCUUACCUUUCAUUCAGAAAGGAGUUUAUAGUCAUCAGCAUGGACAAAGAAAAGGACAACAAUAUGAUCUUAGUGACUUUUAUGUUGGUGCUAACCUGACUUUUCUAAGUUGCAAUCUUAGCCUUCCAGAAAGCAUUAAACAGAACCCAAUACUUACCCUUCGUGUCACAAAUAUUGAUGAAGCUGCAACUGACAUUCUAAAAACUACUUCUGUGGGAAUCAAGCAAGACAUUACCCAGCAAGAGAUUGAUGAGAGCAGAGUUUUCAGGGUUGUUCAAGGUAUACUUAAAGAGAAGCUAAGUAAAAGGGGAGUUCGUGUUGUAACAGGAUUAGGAAAAUACUUCCGAGAACGGGAUCAGAAGGGUGAUGGAGCUCUCUCUAAGGCAGUCUUUAAACAAGCUCUAACAGUAUUUCAUUUAGAAGUGCCUGAAAAGGAUUUUGAGGCUUUGUGGCUUAUUCUUGAUGACAACUGUAAUGAUAAAGUCGAUUAUGGGGAGUUCACUCGCGCCAUUAUUGGGGAAAUGAAUGAGUAUCGAAAAGCAUUUGUUAGAAAAGCUUAUAUGAAACUUGAUUUCAACAAAACUGGCCAUGUACCUAUGGUAGAUAUCAGAAAGUGUUAUUGUGCCAAGAAACACUCUCGAGUGUUAUCAGGUGAUGCCACAGAGGAAGAAAUUAAAUCUUCAUUUCUAGAAACACUAGAGGAUGCCUGCAGCAAUUCCAGUGAAGUAUCAUAUUGUGAGUUUGAAGAUUACUAUGAAGGAUUAAGUAUUGGAAUCAUGGAUGAUGAAGAUUUUGUUAAUAUUUUAAGGAAUGCUUGGGGAAUUUAG